GGGAAAGAAAAAGAAAGAGAAACAUCGAUUUGUUGUUCCACUUAUUUAUGCAUCAUUGGUUGAUUCGUAUAUGUUUGUUCCCUGGCUAGCUAUCAAACCGUAGCCUUGGUGUAUUUGGGAGGACAGAAGCUCUAACCAAGUGAGCUGCCUGGCCAGGGCUGGUUGCUUUCUUUUCUUAAUGAACGGAGCUGCAUAAUUUGGGGGAAAACAGGAUGCCACAGUGGGUAGACUAAAGAACCUCUAGACAAUCUCAAAUGUUGGAGAAUCUAAUCAGCAUGGUUUAAAGAAUGUUCUCUUUUAGGUGUUCCUCACUGCUAGCCGCUGCUGGUUCGGUUGUCUUCUUUUAAGAAAAGUGAAUUUCCAUUUUCAUUUAAAGAAGUACUUUAAUCCACUUGGUUGUAUGUAAAAAGUGUGUGUGUGUGUGUAUGUGUGUGUGUGUGUGUAUUUAGAACCUUUUCUCCCACAUUUGGCUUUCAUCUGGUUGAAACUAUUUUGCUACUUCCCUGGUUUACGGCAUAACCAUUAGGGGAUUUCUCAAACUGCAUUUUUCUCCUUGUGACGUUGAGUUAUUAACUCCUGUCAUUCCAGAGAAAUGUUGUGUUAGAUUCUGGCAAGAUGUUCCUCAACUUAAAUGUAAAACUAACUAGUCAUUUAAUUUGCCCCAUCAUUAAAUUGUUUCUUUCCUAUAUUUAUGAUAUAUACAUAUAUUCAAAUUAUGCAUUGUUUCUUGUCCCAUCUUCUUACUUUUUUCCACUGUCAAUGGGGUGGCUGGAUUAUUCAUUUCCUGACAUUUUGCAUGUUUACUUUGUGUUCAACUCAUCCCAAGAGGUUAUGACAUAGCAGUGGUCAGAAGUGGAAUGCUGUACUCGCAGACUACAUUUUAAAGUGUGUUUUAAAGUUUAAAUAUGAAAUGAGAUUACAGAUUUCCUUUUUACUUAGAAGGCCUCUGUGAGCAGUUUCAAAAAGUCAGUGAGGGGAAAUCCUGCAUGCCUGUGUGGAAAUGUGUUUAAUCUGAGUGAAUUCAAGCAGAUUUCUUGGCGUAGUUGACUGAACUGAGCGAAAUAAUAAGAAACACAUCUAAGACAUUGUUCAUUGUUAGGCUUUGGUACAUUGAGAUCUUUGGAGGAAGUUUGUUUUGUGCUUUCUUAGGUUAGGGGAUUAAUAGACUUACAUUUUUAUGUGGGCACCAAGCCUUUGGUUUGAAAAGCUAAAAAUUCAUCAUUUAUCCUUUGAUCCCCCAAGGUUUUUCAAAAGUGAAGAAUAGUGAUAGACCUAUGAGAGUUAGCGUGGCAAAUCUGUGAUACUGUCUCAUGGGUUGAAAGGGGCGAGAGACCUAGAGGUUUAAUUUGGGUUGUCUGUUGGCUCUGAAGAUCCCUGAAACCACAGUUGUAUGAGAUUUAACUCUUUAGGGAGCCUGAUCGGGGCAAAGCAUUCAGGCAGCUUCAAACCUUAAGUAGGACAGGGGAGUGACAUGUAGGCCAUUGACCAGAGCAAGUUGGCAAGGCUUUGCAUUCUGGUGAUUGGGGACUCUAUACGUUAGACAGCUAUGCUUUUGAGGUUACUAAGAUUUGUGUCUGUGCAGAGACUUAAUUGGGAUAUGUUUUUUUUCCUUUUGAACAGCUGAGCCCCAUAUGGGGGUUGGAAGGCAGCAGAGAGGACCCUUUCAAGGUGUUCGUGUGAAGAACUCGGUGAAGGAGCUCUUGCUGCACAUCCGAAGUCAUAAACAGAAGGCUUCUGGCCAAGCCACAGAUGAUUUUAAGACACAAGGUGUGAACAGAGAGCAAUUUACAGAGUUGACAAACACUGUGUCAUAUAGUGGGAAAAGGAAAGGACCCGAUUCGUUGUCUGAUGGACCAGCUGGUAAAAGGCCAGCUUUGCUGCAUACCCAGUUUUUGACACCACCUCAAACACCAACACCCGCAGAGAGCAUGGAAGAUGCUCACCACAAUGAAUCCAAACAGGACAGCAGUGCUGAUCUGCUUCAGAACAUUAUCAACAUCAAGAAUGAAUACAGCCCGGUUUCCCUGAAUACUGUCCAAGUUAGCUGGGUGAGCCCUGCGGUGGUCCCUCAGGGCUCUCACCGAGAGCAGUGCCAGGACUUCCAUGGAGGGCAGAUCUUCAGUCCACCUCAGAAGUACCAGCCUUUGCAAGUCAGCAGCUCCCCACACUUGAUGGAUCAGGCUUCCAUGUACCAGUAUUCUCCUCAGAACCAGAACAUGCAGCCACAGCCGCAGCAGCAGCCACAGCACUGUACCCAGAACCCAACUCUGGAAUACAGUCCUUAUUCCAGAACUUCCCAGUCUCCCAACUAUGAGCCAAACUUCUUUAGUAACCAAGAACUACAGUUCUGCCCAAACCAAAGUUUUGCAUCCCUUUUAACUAGUCAUGGGGAGUGUGAGAAUGUUGCUGUUCCCAUUCAGACUUCCCCCAGUGUUCAGCAACAAAAUGACGCCCACCUGCAAAACUUCAGCAUGGUGCCACACAAUGCCUGUGAGGCCAUGGCGGGGCACGAUGCAGGCUCUGUGCCUUUAAGCACCUCACUGCCAUUCCAGAACAUCAUUGGAAAUUCAAUGAACACCACGCAGUUAGGGAAGUCAUUUUUUCAGUGGCAAGUAGAGCAGGAAGAAAGCAAACUGGCAAAUAUCUCCCAAGAUCAGUUUCUUUCAAAGGAUGCAGAUGGUGACACGUUCCUCCAUAUUGCUGUUGCCCAAGGGCGAAGGGCACUUUCCUAUGUCCUUGCAAGAAAGAUGAAUGCACUUCACAUGCUGGAUAUUAAAGAGCACAAUGGACAGAGUGCCUUUCAGGUGGCAGUGGCUGCCAAUCAGCAUCUUAUUGUGCAGGAUCUGGUGAACCUUGGAGCUCAGGUGAACACCACCGACUGCUGGGGGAGAACCCCUCUGCACGUCUGUGCUGAGAAGGGCCACUCCCAGGUGCUUCAGGCAAUUCAGAAGGGUGCGGUGAUGAGCAAUCAGUUUGUGGAUCUUGAGGCAACUAACUAUGAUGGCCUGACUCCUCUGCACUGUGCGGUCGUGGCCCAUAAUGCUGUGGUGCAUGAACUCCAGAGAAAUGAACAGCCACAUUCACCUGAAGUUCAGGAGCUUUUACUGAAGAAUAAGAGUCUGGUUGACACCAUUAAGGGUCUGAUUCAAAUGGGGGCAGCAGUGGAGGCCAAGGAUCGUAAAAGUGGCCGCACAGCCCUGCAUUUGGCAGCUGAGGAAGCAAAUCUGGAACUCAUUCGCCUCUUUUUGGAACUGCCCAGUUGCCUGUCUUUCGUGAAUGCAAAGGCUUACAAUGGAAACACUGCCCUCCACGUUGUUGCCAGCCUGCAGUAUCGGGUGACGCAGUUGGACGCAGUCCGCCUGUUGAUGAGGAAGGGAGCAGACCCAAGUACUCGGAACUUGGAGAACGAGCAGCCAGUGCAUUUGGUUCCUGAUGGCCCUGUGGGAGAACAGAUCCGACGUAUCCUGAAGGGAAAGUCCAUUCAGCAGAGAGCUCCACCGUAUUAGCUCUAUUGACUUGGAGCCUGGUCGGCAACACUCACUGUCAGUUAGGCAGUCCUAAUGUAUCUGUAUAUAGACCAUUUGCCCUGUAUUGGCAAAUGUAAGUUGUUUCUAUGAAACAAAUAUAUUUAGUUCACUAUUAUAUAGUGGAUUAUAUUAAAAGAAAAGAAGAAAAAUAUUUAAUUCCUUUUGGCAGAUUUAAAUAUUUCAUACCCAGGUAUCUGGGAUUUAGACAUCUGAAUUUAAUAUGAAUGGUAAAAUUGAUUUCAAUUAAUAGUAGCUUUUGGUUAGGAAAUGACUUUGAUUUGUUGCAUAUGGCAUUGCUCAUGUAGCUAUUGCCAGUUUAAAAGCAGGUAAAUUGUAAACUUUCAUUUGGCCUGAUGCAAUAUCUGAUAGUUAUUGGUGUUGGAAAGUCUCUAGUCAUUGGACUAGAUGAAAGGUAUCAUAGUUACAAUUUGAUUUUUCAAACUGUAUAUAAUUGUUAUUUUCAUUUUUUUAAAUGUUUGUACAUAUUUGGUCGUGAACGUGGCCAUAUUUGAAAUGUGUAAUUCAAUAAAGUAGAAAAGAAUAAGUGAGUUGUCAAUAUUUUUAAAAAUUAUACACAUUCAAAGGAGUUGUGUGAUCACCCAACCACUGUCUCUAUUGAUGAAGCAGAUGGAGAGUUGUUCCCCUAGCGGCUGGCAGAGCUCUGUUUGAAUUUUAAAUACGCUUUUCCUCAUGCAUUGAGAUGAGACAUUAUUUGUAGGGAAUUGCAUGUUCUUAAAGAGAACACUGCCUUAUGUCUCACUUUCUAGAGUUUAUCAUUUUCUUGCUCUGUUGGGAAUUUUGUUUUAGCUUUAUAGGAUCAACAAAAAGUCAAUAUUGAAACAUGUCUUAUUGGGUUUCCAUGUCCAAUAAUGAUAAUGUGCCAUGAUGUUUUAUAUUACCAUUUAUUAAAAAAUCCUUUACUUUUUAGUGAUCUUGGUUCUAUUAAUAUUGUUUUACUUACCUCUGGCAUACUCUGAGGAAUGUAUUUGGAUUUGAUUGCUCACUAAUUCAUUGUAUACAUUUGAUUUAGUAAAAUACUUUUUUUAAAAAAUGAGAAGUUUCACAAGCAACUGACUAAUCAUCUUUGUGGCUUAAAUUCUUUAAAAAAAGAUAACCUUGAAUUAAUCACAUUGUUUGAUUUAGUAUGUCUUGUGGACAAAAGUUACAGUUAUUGGUAUCUAUAAAUAUGGCUCUGAUAUGAACCAGUCUACUUACACUCAUGGAGAACCUCUUGCAUGGUUUUAAAUAAACUUUAAUUCAAUAAUA
Molecule: messenger RNA, 4793 nt
Organism: Myotis brandtii (Brandt's bat)
Lineage: Eukaryota; Metazoa; Chordata; Mammalia; Chiroptera; Vespertilionidae
Gene: NFKBIZ
Product: nuclear factor of kappa light polypeptide gene enhancer in B-cells inhibitor, zeta
Exons: 11
Coding region: 1632-3506 (624 amino acids)
Biological process (GO): regulation of gene expression
Cellular component (GO): nucleus
Molecular function (GO): DNA binding; POU domain binding
Source: RefSeq, a predicted model, not a curated record